Molecule: messenger RNA, 2934 nt
Organism: Elephantulus edwardii (Cape elephant shrew)
Lineage: Eukaryota; Metazoa; Chordata; Mammalia; Macroscelidea; Macroscelididae
Gene: ATXN7
Product: ataxin 7
Exons: 14
Source: RefSeq, a predicted model, not a curated record
AUGCAAGCAACCAGGAAAGUGCCCCUCGCGGCCGUGCCUCCCCGGCCCUACGCUGCCCCAGGGCUGCAGGGCACCAGGCGGAGACCCGCGGGAGCGCCCCGGGCCCUGCUAGCCAGCUCCCCCGGAGGUGGCUGCGUUUCCGACUUCGCCCUGGCUCCGCUCCGGGGGCUUGACGUGCAAACUUCGCCGGAGCCGCCGAGAGGGAGGGACCGGCGAGGGGGAGGAGGCUGCGGGAGGCGCCUCCGCUUAAGGGAGCCAGCCGGGCGCCGCGCUCGGACGGACGCGCGAACGGAAGGAAGGGACGGGGGCGCCGGGCCCGCGGCCGCCGCCACCGCAAUGGCGACCGUCGGGGAGCGCAGGCCCCUGCCCAGCCCCGACGCGAUGCUGGGACAGUCGUGGAAUCUGUGGGUCGAGGCUUCCAAACUUCCUACGAAGGACGGGACGGAAUUGGACGAAAGUUUCAAGGAGUUUGGGAAAAACCGCGAAGUCAUGGGGCUCAGUCGCGAAGACAUGCCAAUAUUUGGUCUCUGUCCAGCCCAUGAUGAUUUCUACUUGGUGGUGUGUAACGACUGUAAUCAGGUUGUCAAGCCGCAGGCAUUUCAAUCACAUUAUGAAAGAAGACACAGCUCACCCAGCAAGCCGCCUUUGGCCGUUCCUCCCACUUCAGUGUUUUCCUUCUUCCCUUCUCUGUCCAAAAGCAAAGGAGGCAGUGCAAGUGGAAGCAGCCGGUCUUCCAGUGGAGGCGUCCUGAGUGCAUCCUCAUCAAGUUCAAAGUUGUUGAAAUCGCCCAAAGAGAAACAGCAGCUCAGGGGGAACACCAAGCCAAUGCAUCCCACUCAACAAAGUAGAGUCCCCCAUAGAAUCAUGGCGGCCUCUGUCAAAGUAGAGAAGAUUCAUCCGAAGAUGGAUGGCACACUACUGAAAUCUGCAGUGGGGCCACCCUGUCCUGCUACUGUGAGUUCCUCAGUCAAGCCUGGCCUUAACUGCCCCUCAAUACCAAAGCCAAUCUUGCCUUCACCUGGACAGAUUCUGAAUGGCAAAGGGCUUCCUGCACCGCCCGCUCCAGAAAAGAAACCUGAAGACAAUUCCAAUAAUCGGAAAUUUUUAAAUAAAAGAUUAUCAGAAAGAGAGUUUGAUCCUGACAUACAUUGUGGGGUCAUUGAUCUCGAUACCAAGAAGCCCUGCACCCGGUCUUUAACGUGCAAGACACAUUCCUUAACCCAACGGAGGGCUGUCCAGGGUAGAAGAAAACGAUUUGAUGUGUUAUUAGCCGAGCACAAAAACAAAACCAGGGAAAAGGAAUCAAUUCGCCAUCCGGACUGUCAGCAACCAACGCCGCUUCUCAGGGACCUGCAUCCUGCUCCUCCUAGACCUCCACAGGAGCCACACCAAACCUCUCACGGAGUGAUUCCUUCCGAAUCAAAGCUUUCAGUAGCUAGUAAACCUAAACCUCACACCCCCAGUCUUCCAAGGCCUCCAGGCUGCUCUGCUCAGCAAGGAGGGAGUGCCCCCCUUGACCCUCCUGCAGUCCAUGAGUCUCCACACCCUCCCCUGCCUGCCACUGAGCCAGCUUCUCGGUUAUCCAGUGAGGAGGGCGAAGGCGAUGACAAAGAAGAGUCUGUUGAAAAACUGGACUGUCAUUAUUCAGGUCAUCAUCCUCAGCCAGCAUCUUUUUGCACAUUUGGGAGCCGACAGAUGGGACGAGGCUAUUACGUGUUUGACUCCAGGUGGAACCGGCUUCGCUGCGCCCUCAACCUCAUGGUGGAGAAGCAUCUGAACGCGCAGCUGUGGAAAAAAAUCCCACCAGUGCCCCGUACCACAUCACCCGUCUCCACACGUGUUCCUCACCGGACAAACUCCGUGCUGACGCCCCAGUUUGGUACCAGCCAUCUUGCAGCACCCACCACUUCUCCAUCCCCGGUCCUGCCCUCAUCCACCUGCAUCUCCCUAAAUAGCAAAUCGGUACCAGCUCAUGGAACCACACUAAAUGCCCAGCCUGCGCCUUCCGGAGCCAUGGAUCCUGUGUGCAGUAUGCAGGCCAGACAAGUGUCCUCUUCGUCCGCAUCCCCUUCCAUGCCCUCCUCCCCCAUGUCCAGGAAACCUCAGAAGUUGAAAUCCAGCAAGUCUCUAAGGCCCAAGGAGCCUCCUGGGAGCAGCACGAACUGUCCCAGCUCCAGUAGCGGUAACAGUGGCGGCUCAGGAAAAAAGCGCAAAAACACUUCCCCACUGUUAGUUCACCCUUUCUCCUCCUCCUGAAUCUCCUCCUCCUGUUCCUCUUCUUCUCAUUCCAUGGAGUCUUUUAGGAAAAACUGUGUGGCUCAGCCUGGGCCUCCUUACCCCUCAGCGGUGACAUCCUCCCAUAACAUUGGCCUCAACUGUGUGACGAAUAAAGCGAACUCGGUGAGCGUCCGGCAUGAGCAGGCAGGGAGGGGCCCCGCAGGUGGGAGCCCUGCAGAGUCCAUCAAGAGGAUGAGUGUGAUGGUCAACAGCGGCGAUUCCACUCUUUCUCUGGGCCCGUUCAUCCACCAGGCCAACGACGUGACUGUCAGCUCUCACAGCGGCUUUCCACAUACACACACUCCUCUCGACAAACUCAUAGGAAAGAAAAGAAAGUGCUCACCCGGCUCGAGCAGCGUCAACAACAGCAGCAGCAGACCUACCAAGGUUGCCAAAUUGCCGGCCAUGAACAACGUCCACAUGAAACACACAGGCACCAUCCCAGGGGCACAAGGACUGACGAACAAUCCCCUCCUUCCUCAGGAUAGUGCACUUAGCUUACAAACAGGAAUUUCAUCAGCAUCACGCUGGAAUCUGUAUUUAAAAUCCAAAGGCACGUCCCUGACAGCUGACAACAGCCCGGGGAGGAAUAAUCUGGACACUUUUGCCGACAAGUUACACCUCCACGCAACACUCUGGACUCCACGAUGCCUUUGA